GUCAGAAUGAAGGGUCACGUUUGAUUGCCCUUACUAGUUUCCCGCAGUAACAGUGAGGGAACCGAAUCAAUACCAUGGAUUACGAAACGGAAGGUUGUCUUCACGAGAUUUUUGUGCGCCAGAUGAAAAUAACCCAACAGACCGCCACAGCUGUUGUGUCGGAUGAUGGACGAUCACUGUCCUUCUCAGAACUGGACCAUCUCACGGAUGUCUUGGCGACGAAUCUCAGACACAAAGGGGUAAAAAAAAAUGUCGCUGUUGGUAUAUUUCUCGAGAGAUCGUUGGAAUACCCUAUAGCCUACGUCGCAAUUUUGAAAGCCGGCGGGGCUUACAUGCCCUUGGAACUUUCUUAUCCUAAAACUUUGCUUUAUUCGAUUCUGGAGGAUGCGAAACCCGCAGCGGUUAUUACGACUGCAAGUUUUAAAGAGAGAUUACCUAGCUCCGUUGAAGUGAUUGUAUUGAACGAGGGCUGGGAAGAGAAGCUCCAAGGGGAAAAUUCUUCGAAGCCGCCUCUGAAGGAGGUUGCAAGUACGAUCGAUGAUUUGGCAUACAUUGUUUAUUCUUCAGGGACCACUGGCAAACCUAAAGGGAUAUGUUGCCCUCAUCGUGGUGCAGUGUUUUCUUACACCUGGAGGUUUCAGAAUUUUCCCUUCGAGGCAGAUGACCGAGUGGCUUGUAAUAUUUUCUUUGUGUGGGAGCUGUUGCGACCUCUGCUGAAGGGAAUACCCCUCUAUCUCAUUCCUGAUUCAGUCAUUUAUGAUCCGUAUCUUCUGCUGAAGUUUAUGAAGAAGAAUGGAAUAACAAGAGUUCUCUUCACUCCAUCCCUUCUUGAGACGCUAUUAACUUGUGGAGAUGGUGAUCUUCCCGGUCAUUUGUCUUCUCUGAGAAUCAUCUGGUUGUGUGGGGAGGUGGUGACAACAGCUCUUCGAGACAGAUGCAUGAGAACGUUACCGUGGAUAAAGCUAUUGAAUCUGUACAGCGUCUCCGAAUGCCACGACGUGGCUACGGCAGAUCUGACCAAUAUGCCUUUUCAAAGUGAACUUUCAGAUUCUGAUGACAACAAACGGAAGUUUUGUCCUGUCGGAAAACUGUUACCAGGAGUAUAUGUGUCGAUCAUGGACGAGAAUUUGAAACCGCUUCCAGUGGGUUUAUCAGGAGAGAUUUUUGUUGGAGGGCCCACACUAGCUCAGGGCUACCUGAACAGACCAGAAUUAGAUGCCUCCAGAUUUAUAGAGCGUCCAAAUGAAGUGCCAAAAGCUGCUGGUCCGCGGCUGUACAGGACAGGGGACUGGGGAUACUUGCUAUCAUCUGGGUUAUUAGAGAUUUGUGGCAGAUGUGAUACAAUGGUAAAAAUCCGAGGAUACAGCAUUGAAAUACAGGCUGUUGAAGCUGCCCUGUUGCAGCUACCCAUGGUCAAUGGAUGCUCUGUGGUAGCCCACGGAGAUGAAGGUGAAGAUAAGUACCUGGCAGCUUAUGUUGUUCCAGAAGGGAAAGCUAACAAGAAAGAUAUCAGAGCUGCUCUGAAGACAAGGCUUCCAUUCUACAUGAUACCAUCACAUUUUGUUCUUCUUGCCAGUAUUCCUGUGACGCCUGCGGGAAAGCUUGACAAAAACAGACUACCUGCCAUUGGUUCAUCUGGAACUGAAGAGGAAAGUUUGCCCAGCACUCCAACAGAACACGAUCUCGCUAAGCUUUGGUGUGAAUUAUUAAACCUACCCAACAUUGAUGUUCAAGAGGGGUUUUUUGAUUUAGGAGGACAUUCUCUUUUGGUGACACAACUGCUGGUAAAAGUGAAUAAUAAGUUUGGUGUCAACUUGACAGUCCACGACCUGUUCAACUGCCCCACAGUAGCGGACAUGGCCAAGACGAUUGAUCAACUUAAGGUCAACACUAGCAGGAGUGAAGAUGCUAGGACGAAGAUGAAAGAAAGCUGUUCGUGCAUAAGGGAUAAAUCUGUGGACAAGGUUGACCUUCUGGAGGAAGUUAAUUACCAUUCAGCUGCCGAGGGAAUUAUGAACAUGGAUAUCAUGUUGAGAGCGUUUUGGCGCUCUGGAAACUUCAAGAACUUGCGUCGCUGGAACAGGGGACGUGUUAUGUUGACAGGCGCUACUGGAUUUUUGGGAGUAUUCCUGCUUAGGGACCUCAUCAGGUUGACAAAGGUUCACAUUUUCUGUGUUGUGCGCGAGCGACCUGGUGGUAGAGAUGGGAAAGAAAGGUUGAAGAAAGCUCUGCAGAGUUUCAAGAUAUUGCCACAAACGAACGAUCGUCAGCAAAUGACUGAAGAAGAGCGAUACGUGGACUAUGGCUUUGAGCACAGAGUUACUUUUGUGAAAGGUGAUGUUUCUCUGAUAAAGCUGGGAAUGAGUGAAGAAGAAUAUGUGCACUUGUCAUCCGAGAUUGACUUCAUUAUUCAUGCUGCCGCGGCAGUGAACAUGGUUUAUCCUUAUCAGGCUUUGCGAGGAGCGAAUGUUCAAGGAACCCAAAAUGUCCUUCUUUUCGCAUGUACCAGUAAAAUUAAACCUCUUCAUUAUAUCAGCACGGAUGCUGUGUUUCCGCACGGAUUGUCAAACUGUUCUGAAGAUGCAGACAUGAUGCAAUAUGCAUCGCAACUUGAGGAUGGGUACUCUCAAUCCAAAUGGGUAGCAGAACAACUUGUGUUGAGAGCCAGGACUCAAGGCCUGCCUGUAGUCAUCUACAGAUUAGGAAACCUUGCAGGCGACCGGAAAAACUUUCAGUGGAACCCACUCGAUUUUACGCUGUUGGUUUUUAAAGGAGUCACAGAAACAUUAACUGCGCCUAUUGUUGACUGGCAAAUAGAGAUGAAUCCUGUAGAUUUUGCCAGCGAAAUGAUUGUCAAAAUGACCCAGGAAAUGUCUACGACACUGGGGAAAGUUUAUCAUAUUGUGAAUCCACAACCUUUGAAUGCAAAAUGGUUGUUUGAAUGGAUGCGUACUUUUGGAUAUCCUUUGGAGAUGAUAACCUUUCCAGAAUGGCGUAAGAAAAUUGAAACUUACAGCAGUGGGAACCCAAAACGUGGACUAGCUCCUCUGCAACGCCUUCUCGAUAUCUGGAUGACAGAUUCGUCUUUUCUGUCCAACUUGAGCACUUACACUACCACAAAUUUUAAAGGAGUUAUGGAGCGGUUCAAAGUUGGGUUCCCUGUCUUCAAUGGCGAACUUUUGUCAAGUUACUUUUCCUCUUUGGCUGCUCAAUGUGUUUUACCGAGAAUCAAGAUCAGGUUAAAAGGUCCAAGGCCUCUUCAAGAUAAGGUUGUCAUAGUAACAGGAGCGUCCAGUGGAAUUGGUGAAGCAAUAUCUAGAGCACUUGCAGAAAAUGGCGCCAAAGUUGCCUUAGCUGCCAGGCGUAGGGAUAGGUUGGACAAAAUUCGAGACGAUAUAACGGAAUUAGGAGACGUGGCAAUUUCAGUGGACACAGAUGUGGUCACCAUUGAGCAGGUUGUUGAUCUAGUUUCGCAUACAAAAGACACAUUAGGACCUGUGGACAUCUUAGUAAAUUGUGCUGGUCUGGGAUUCUACACCGCAAUGAAGAACUGUAAUCUUGAAGAGUGGGAGAAAAUGGUUGAUGUCAACUGCAAGGGUGUGAUGAACUGCAUCGGCGCGGUGCUUCCAGGAAUGCUGGAAAGAAAGCAGGGACACAUCAUCAACAUCUCAUCAAACGCUGGCCGAAAGGCUUUUCCUGGAUUAGCCGUGUACGCUGCUACGAAGUUCUUUGUUGAGGCUUUGACGCAGAGCUUGAGGCUAGAGACAGUUGGAACCGGAGUAAAGGUCACGUCCAUUCAACCAGGCGAUGUGGCCACAGAGUUUGGUUUCCAAAGCUCAGAUGACGAGGCUCGGGAAAAAUACGAAGUUAGUGACGAUGUGAAAAGACUUGAUCCUUGCGAUGUCGCGAAUGCUGUUAUCUAUGCUGUCACACAACCUGCUCACUGCUCUGUCAACGAAAUCCUAGUGGAACCUACAGACGCUCCUUGCUGAAGAAGUCAAGGGCUCUUAGGACUUACUAGCUUCAGUCGGCCAGACGAACUCAUACAUACAGAGUCGGAUUUAUUUAAUUAAUCACAAUAACAACAAGUGUCCUUUUAAGUCAUUCUUUUUUAACGUAUUUCUUCAGUCGACCAAAGUUGUUUACCAUGAAUUGUAUAGCGAAAAACUGAUUCUAUAUUCUUCUUUUGUCAAAGUGAAUAUUCUACCUCUUCAAUAUCAUUUACAAAACUUUUUUUUUGCCAUGUCUUAGUUAGAUAUAGGGUUCUUGAUGGCAUUUGCUUCUUUGAGAUUCAAUCACAGUUUUUAGAACCGCCAUGAUAUUUCAUUUUGACUGCAAUACCUACAGUUUCUUUCCGUGCACUCGAGGCUCGUUCAGUAAACUUGUGUCGCACAGCAUAUUUCAUAUUUGUAUUAUUACUUAGAUUCAGCUUUAAAACUGUUUAGGCCCAGAAUACUGAUUACUUUCGUAGAACCUAGAAAAAGUAUUUCCCUUUUCUUUAAUAUUUUAAGUGUUACUGUUGGUUUGUUUUUACCAUGUAGUGUAGUUGCGACCAAAUCACUCCAAAGCUAAAUUCAAGGCUAGCGCCUUUACAGAAAAGACAUUAACUCGCAGGAGUUUAAAUAAACUGAGUUAAUCUUUUUGGAAUAUUAAUUUUGACCUCUUUAAUCGGACAUCCCGCCAAGCUGUAGUAAAAUUAUGUUUCGAGUGGAGUGAGUCCAAUACGGAUCGUUUUUAAACAUUCUACAAUUAUAUUUGUCACGCUCGACCAUAUAUCUUUUUAGUAGGAAAUGUGUCCAAGGCUAUGGUAGUUAGUCUAGUCAUUGAAUUGAUAUCACAACUGCACACGAAAUCAUCAAUGUUUGAGAAGGUCAGUUUAAAUAACGAAAAUAAACUGCACUGAUGAAUUUCUUGUUAUUUUACUUGGUUGUUUUCUCGGGAAAUUCCCGGGAAGCGUUCUAAAAUAAUUGUCUUACCUCGCGAGAUUAUUUGAAUGAACAAGAAAUAAAGUGUAUUUACAAUGAAA
Molecule: messenger RNA, 5026 nt
Organism: Stylophora pistillata
Lineage: Eukaryota; Metazoa; Cnidaria; Anthozoa; Scleractinia; Pocilloporidae
Molecular function (GO): oxidoreductase activity; phosphopantetheine binding
Source: RefSeq, a predicted model, not a curated record